AUGGAGUAUAAGGUUUUCGCAUCUGAAGCUCCUCCUUGCUUCUCUGAGGAAAAUGAGAUUAUCACUGUGUUGGAUACUGAAAAUACCAAAAUGGAAGAGAAGAAGAAAGUUGAGCAGGAUGUGGCUAGAUUGAUGAAAGAAAAGGAUGACAACCAUAAUCAAAUUUUGGUACUGAAGCAAGAGCUGGAAAUGGCUAGGAAAACACACGAAGAACGGAUGGAAACAGAAGGAAAACUAGCUCAACAAGAACUUCAGCAGAGGUUAGAGGAAGUUAUGCAGCUCCUAACAGAAUCAAAAAAUACGGUUAAAGAACUUGAGGCAUAUUCCGAGUCCAAAUGUCAGCGGUGGAACAAGAAAGAGCACAUCUACCAAGUGUUUACAGACUUCCAGCUUGGUGCCCUGCGGGAACUGAGGUUCAGUUCUCAGUCAAUUAGACAAGAAAUUUUGAAAACGCAAACGAGCUACUCAGAUGAAUUCAAUCGCUUAGGGUUAAAGAUUGAAGCAUUAGAAAAUGCAGCAGAAAACUACUACGCAAUCCUUGCUGAAAAUCAGAAGCUGCAUAAUGAGCUCCAAGAGCUCAAAGGAAAUAUUAGGGUUUAUUGUCGGAUAAGACCAUUCCUUCGUGGACAAACUGGAAAACAAACCAUUAUAGAAUAUAUUGGCGAGAAUGGGGAGCUGGUUGUUGUAAAUCCCUCCAAACAAGGAAAAGAUGGUCAUCGCUCCUUCAAGUUUAAUAAGGUCUAUGGUCCAGCUGCAACUCAAGUGGAGGUAUUCUCAGAUACACAGCCCUUGUUACAGUCAUUGCUUGAUGGGUAUAAUGUUUGUAUCUUUGCGUACGGUCAAACUGGUUCAGGAAAAACCCACACAAUGACCGGUCCUGAAAGUGCAUCUGAAGAUGAAUGGGGGGUCAACUACCGUGCUCUGAAUGAUCUUUUCCGGAUUUCUCAAACUAGAGAAAGAACGUAUAAAUAUGAAAUCAAAGUUCAAAUGGUAGAGAUAUACAAUGAACAAGUGCAUGAUUUACUGUCAAGUGAUGGUCCUCAAAAGAGAUAUCCUUCUCUAGCUAUAGUAAUCUACUUUGUUUUCCUUGACUUUCACACGCUUGGGAUUUUGUCUACCUCCCAAACAAAUGGGUUGUCUGUCCCUGAUGCUACCAUGCAUCCUGUCACAUCAACUUUUGAUGUCAUAGAAUUAAUGGAAACUGGAUUAAGGAAUAGGGCUCAAGGUGCCACUGCUUUGAAUGAGAGAAGCAGUCGAUCACACAGCGUUGUGACUAUUCAUGUUCAUGGGACGGAUACAAAGACUGGUGCUUCUUUACGCAGUAGUCUUCAUCUAGUAGAUCUUGCAGGAAGUGAAAGAGUUGACCGCUCAGAGGUAACUGGAGAUAGACUUAAGGAAGCACAACACAUAAACAAAUCUCUAUCUGCUCUUGGAGAUGUCAUCUUUGCUUUGGCACAAAAAAGUCCUCAUGUUCCAUACAGAAACAGCAAGCUUACUCAAAUCCUUCAAAGCUCUCUAGGUGGCCAAGCAAAGACCCUUAUGUUUGUGCAGCUCAAUCCUGAUAUUGGUUCGUUUUCUGAAUCUGUAAAUACCUUGAAGUUUGCAGAGAGGGUCUCUGGAGUUGAACUGGGUGCUGCGCGGAACAGCAAAGAUGGCAGGGAUGUAAGGGAACUCAUGGAACAGGUGGCCUCUCUGAAAGACACAAUUGCAAAGAAAGAUGAGGAGAUUGAGAGGUUGCAACUCCUUAAAGAUCUCAAAAAUGUGUAUCACAAUGUCAAUGGUGACAAGCCUGGAUCAAACUCAUUGAGGUCUAAGUCACCAGCUAAAAUUCCUCGGCCCCAACCAAACUCACCAAAGGAAUUGUUAAAGGACUCAACAGGUUUGCAAAAAUCAGUUAGUGGAAGUAAUAUAUCAAACAGGCCUCCAAAAAGGUAGCAAUAGAUGGAAGAAACAGCAGUACUCUUAGUGUAUAUUGGUCCACUGAUUUUGUACCACCAGAGUUUUACAUUUUCUUCAACUCUGCAUAGGUUCCUUACCUAUCUACUAUUUUUUGACUGAGUCUCUGUCUAGAGCCUACAGCAGGCACUUUUGUAUUCUUUGGUGUUAAUUCACACAUUGUAGAUA
Ilex paraguariensis (yerba mate) is the source of this 2124-nucleotide messenger RNA. The record is from the annotation of a GenBank genome assembly. NCBI's taxonomy places the organism in Eukaryota, Viridiplantae, Streptophyta, Magnoliopsida, Aquifoliales, Aquifoliaceae.